GUAUCAAACUAUUGUAGUGAAGACUUUUGACUUUGACAGUUUCAUCAGUAUUUUCUUUUUAGGCCUAGAACUUAGAAGAUAAGGCUACUGAAAUUAAAGUUUGUUCAUCUCUUGUCUGAUAUGUUAUUUUUUACUGCAUUAUCGUGCUGUGACAAAUUGACAAUGGAUUUUGAUUUUUGUAAAAUUGAUUAACUUUAUGUUUUACAAACAAUAACUGAAUUGAUAAUUUCAAAAUCCGUAAUUGAUUUGUCGUGCAUGAAGAGAACAGGGGCGGAUCCAGGAUUUGAAGAUAGAGCCUAGAGGGGACGCCAGUUUAAGGUAGGGGGUUUGGGGUCCGCCUUGAGGCCCCAAUUGGGUUAAGGGGUCCAGGGGACAAAGCCCCCAGAAGCUCCUAGAUUCUAGUGAUUUUGUAGGAGGCCGAAAAAGUCUACACAGAUAAAAAAGGAAAAUGUCAAGAAACAAAGAUUACUUGAGAAAAACUUCCAGAAAUCGAAAGCACAAGCCCAUGUUAAAAAAAUUUUACAGGAGCAAAAAAUGCUCUGGCAAAGAGAAAGAGAACAUGGAGAUUCAAAAAGUCACAAGGGCAAGUUGGUUGUAACUGCAGAUUUGUAUGAUCAAGCCAACAACUGUGUCUCAGAGACUAAUCCCAAUGAAGAAAAAUCAGUUAAGGACUCAAAAUGUCCAGCAAUUCAUACUUAUGAAAAAUCCUUAUCACCAGAAACAGAUCUUUUCCUCAGUGAUUCAGAAAAAAGUGAUUUUGUUACAAAUAUAAAAAAGUCUUCUGAAAAUGAAGAGGCAAGUAGUUUGGUUGAUAAACCUUGUAGUAAUUCAGAGCCUAGCAGUUCUUUGGGAACUCUUCCUUCACCCUCAGGAUGUAAUGGCAAGAAAGCUUUAUCUCUCAAAGCAAGGCGCCGAAAGACCUUAAGCCCCAACACUUUCUCAAGAAAUAAGAGUCAGAAUAUAUCAAAAGAAAAAUCCUCUGAAAGUGAACUUGCAAAGUCUAUUCUUAUUGCUGAUGAUGAUGAGAAGGAAAGUGUGAAAUGUGUAAAUGAUGAAACACUCGAGAACACUGUAGAAAAUUUUCCACGAAAGACAUGUAAAACAAGCAUUGACUCAGAAAACACGGACAGUUUUAAAUUGCUCGACAGCCAGUCAUCGUUGGAUUUGUUCCCUCCUUCUAUUGAAGCCUGUGAAAAAAUCAAAACCAAGAGAAAAAGAGGGAGAGGGAGACCUUCCAAAUGUCGCAGAGCCUCUCUGCCUGCCCCUGUGAAGAAACCCAGCAUGAAUUCAUCGGAGUCACAGGAGAGCCAGGAGCUUGAGACUCUGAUACUGCUGCAGGAGAGCUUAGGAAUGGGCAGUCCGAUAGAAAGAAGAAAGACGAGGAACUCCCGGUCCUGUCAGCCAAUCGUUCUGUCUUCUCUCUUUCAGUACAUUAUUGAUGAAGCCAAGAGAGAGCAGGGGCAGAAAGAAUUUGCUCUUCCUGGCUACACUUUUGGCAAACUUAUGGAGAGUAAAAGUUCGCUUGAAAUUAAGAAUGAAGCUAUGGAGGCGGAAGAUGCUGAAGAUAAAUGUGAAACGUUAAAAGAAGAAAAUGAAUUUUCUCAGACUGAAAGAAUAUCCAUGUCAACAGAAGUUGACAAUCAUUCCACAUACACUGCAUUUGAAUCAGAAUGUCAAAACAAUGGAAUGCAAAAACAAGAAAAGUUUAUUGAAGCUUUUGAGCAACAGGCGCCAAAAACCGAAGAAGUAGAAAAUGUGCCAGACACAAUAUCUUCUCCAGUUGCUCAAUGCAAUGCAAUAUCAAAUUUUCCAUCAUUAACUUCAAUGCAUUUAAAAACAGGAGAUUUUAGUGAUGUUUCAGAUUCAGAGUCAAAAGAUAUUGAGGAAUCUUAUGCAACAAAAGAAGCAAUGGAUAAUAAAGUUGAAGAAUUAACUGUUGAUGAAAAACACAAUACAAACAGAGAAACUAAUAGUAGUGAUGUCCUUAUGUCCUUUGAUGAACCAGUUUCUGUAACUGUCUGUCAAGAUUCUCAACAGCCGCCUGAACAGAUGAAAGUCUCACAGCAGAGUGAAGAAGAUUCUCAGGGUGAACAAGACCUCAACAGCAGCAUAGGGUCUGACCAGCAGACAGAGAGCGAUGAUGACAACUUUGGCGAUAUCCUUAGAGAGAGAAUGGCUACAAAGUUUCCAAUAGAUGACCCAGUGAUACAGAGCCACAUUACAGUGGUGCCACUGAACAAGAAGAAGACGGAGGUGGUGGUCUGUCUGUGUCAGAGAUCCCUGUCCGUGUGGGCGGUACAGAGCAAGGAGUUCAACAGCCUCCAGAAGUGGUCAUUUCCCCAGGGACAGACAGCGAUUAGAGGGGUCUUGAUGCUUCCAAAGUCAUCUGAAGUCCGAUUUGCAGCCAUUUUAGAGGGUUCUGGUGAACUGGGUUUAUACUCUGCAGUUUUCCAAGAGGACCAAGCCUUCCCUUUGUUCAAGAUUUCAGACAUUCAGGCCCCCACUCACCAAUUUCAUGUUUGUGCAGUCACAUUCAACGAGGUUGUGAUCUCUCAGUGUAACUCCAACUUAAUACAGUUGCUAAAAUACACCAUGGAUUAUGAGGUAAAGACAUUAUCUAAAACCACGUCUCUGGAGGAGGCGGCUGGUGUCCUUGACACUGUGUGCUGUAUCCAAGGGCAACAACAGGCCGUGGCAGGAUACACGAGGGAGGGAAUGCUUCAUAUUUGGAACCAUGAGCUGGGAGCAUUAAUUGUGUCCAUCAACUUAGCAGUUUAUUGGCCACAUACCUCGCAUCUAGUCACUGUGUUUCAUGAAAAGGGGUACCUGUUUUGUCCCCUGAUGGCUAGGUCUGACUGCUUCCUGGCAGGCUGUAUGAUGCUGGUCAACCCCACAAAUUGUCAAACGCAGGUACUGUUCCCAUUCAACAGCAGGAAGUGGAAAGGAUGCAGAAGAGCUUUUCACCUUGAUGAGUACAUAGCAGCUGUGAAUAACAGUGGUUCUCUUCACAUCUGGGACAAAUUCAAUGGAGAUAUGGUUUCUUGCAUGGAGAAAGCUGGUGUGCUGGGAAUGAGCUCUCACAGGAAUAAUAUUGUUAUAAGCAGAGCACACUGUAUACAUUGUUUUACUGUUCAGUAAUAAAUUUGUUGUAUACUUGA
Molecule: messenger RNA, 3158 nt
Organism: Magallana angulata
Lineage: Eukaryota; Metazoa; Mollusca; Bivalvia; Ostreida; Ostreidae
Product: dentin sialophosphoprotein-like
Exons: 9
Coding region: 535-3138 (867 amino acids)
Molecular function (GO): protein binding
Source: RefSeq, a predicted model, not a curated record